AUGCCCUUCUACGUCUCUGCCUGCAUUGGAAUCGUCAACGCUCUCAAUAUUCUAUUCAUCUGUCCUGAAUCUCUAAGCCAGGAUUCCAGGAAGUCAGAAGUGAAACUUCUUGAUGCCAAUCCUAUCGGAGCGAUCAGGAUGCUCAGUCGCAACUCGCUGGUCAAGGGAGUGUCCCUUUCUUACUUUCUCUUGUGGUUCGCGCAUGUAGGCCUUCAGGCCACGUGGAUGAACUUCUUCAGCUUCGCUCACGGUUGGUCCAACGGCAAGAGUGGAGGGGUCCUGUCUGUAUUUGGCAUAGCGACAGCUAUCCUCCCUAAGCUCGUGCUCAAGUUCUUCAGUCAUUCAGACGCUAUCAAGUUUGCUCUGCUCAUCUACUCUGCCGCCAUGUUUCUGCUUGCCAACGUGUCAGGCGACAAGUAA
Molecule: messenger RNA, 420 nt
Organism: Guillardia theta CCMP2712
Lineage: Eukaryota; Cryptophyceae; Pyrenomonadales; Geminigeraceae
Exons: 7
Coding region: 1-420 (139 amino acids)
Source: RefSeq, a predicted model, not a curated record